Molecule: messenger RNA, 3831 nt
Organism: Stegostoma tigrinum
Lineage: Eukaryota; Metazoa; Chordata; Chondrichthyes; Orectolobiformes; Stegostomatidae
Gene: pgm2
Product: phosphoglucomutase 2
Exons: 14
Coding region: 67-1881 (604 amino acids)
Biological process (GO): carbohydrate metabolic process; purine ribonucleoside salvage
Molecular function (GO): phosphopentomutase activity; magnesium ion binding
Source: RefSeq, a predicted model, not a curated record
GUCUGUGGCUGGUCUGAGGUGCGGUAGGUGUGUUCGGCUCUGGUGUGUGGUAGCUGUCGGAUUGCAAUGGCGGGGUGUGAUGAUUUGGAUCGGGCGGUUGUGCAGUGGCUGGAAUGGGACAAGAAUCCUCAGACAUUAGCGGAAGUCAGGCGGCUGAAUUGUGAUGGGGAUAUUGAUCAGCUACGAGAAUGUUUUGGGACAAGGAUGAUGUUUGGAACAGCGGGCCUGCGAUCAACCAUGGGACCAGGAUUUUCCCGCAUGAAUGAUCUUACAAUUAUUCAGACAACGCAGGGUUUGUGUAGGUACCUGGAAAAAUCGUUUUCAGAUAUAAAAGACCGAGGUGUGAUAAUUGGGUUUGAUGCACGUGCUCACCCUCCCAGUGGAAGCAGCAGCAAAAGGUUUGCACGAUUAGCUGCCACUGUCCUGGCCAGCCAAGGAAUUCGUGUAUAUCUGUUUUCUCAGAUUACACCAACCCCAUUGGUGCCAUUUACAGUAUCCCAACUGAAACUGUGUGCAGGAAUCAUGGUAACAGCAUCUCACAAUCCCAAACAAGACAAUGGUUACAAGGUUUACUGGUCUAAUGGAGCUCAGAUUAUCUCACCUCAUGAUAAAGAAAUUGCAAAAGCCAUUGAAGAAAAUUUGGAGCCAUGGCCAGAGUCAUGGAAUGACAAGCUUGUUGACAGCAGUUCCCUCAUUAAAGACCCUUAUGAAGAUAUGAAAAGUAAAUAUCUUGAAUGCCUGCAGAAGCAUUGCUUUCACAGGGAUGUAAACAAGGAAACUAAACUUAAAUUUGUCCACACUUCAGUACAUGGAGUCGGACACAAAUUUGUGCAAGCCGCUCUUGCGUCAUUCAACUUCACCAAUCUCCUUGCAGUUCCUGAGCAGAAAGAUCCUGAUCCAGAGUUUCCGACUGUCAAAUACCCAAAUCCAGAAGAAGGAAAAGAUGUACUGACUUUAUCUUUUGCCCUGGCUGACAGGGAAGGAGCCACAGUCAUUUUAGCGAAUGACCCAGAUGCUGAUCGGCUUGCUGUAGCUGAGAAACAAGAGAGAGGAGAAUGGAAAGUAUUUUCCGGAAAUGAGUUAGGUGCCUUGUUGGGUUGGUGGAUUUUUACUUGUUGGAAGAAGCAAAAUAAAGAAUCCAACUCUUUGAAGAAAAUCUAUAUGCUGUCCAGUACAGUCUCUUCAAAAAUCCUCCAGGCAAUUGCACUAAAGGAAGGAUUUCAUUUUGAGGAAACCUUAACAGGCUUUAAAUGGAUGGGAAACAAAGCUAAAGAACUUAUAGAUAUGGGCAAUACAGUACUUUUUGCCUUUGAAGAAGCAAUUGGAUAUAUGUCAACUGAGUUUGUCCUGGAUAAAGAUGGUGUUAGUGCUGCAGCUAUUGUUGCAGAAAUGGCUAGCUAUUUGGCAGCCAAGAAUACCACUCUGACCCAGCAGCUCAAAGCAAUUUAUGAAGAAUAUGGUUAUCAUCUUUCUAAGGCUUCAUACUUUAUCUGCCAUAAGCCUGAGAUAAUCAAUCAAUUAUUCCAGAAUUUGCGAAAUUAUGAUGAAACAAAUCAAUACCCCAAGACCUGUGGUUCAUUUGAAAUAUCUGACAUCCGAGAUUUAACCACCGGCUACGAUAGUAGUCAAUCAGACAAAAAGGCUGUGCUUCCUACUAGUAAAAGCAGCCAGAUGAUCACUUUCACGUUCAAGAAUGGAUGUGUAGCCACAAUGAGAACUAGUGGGACAGAGCCAAAAAUUAAAUAUUAUGCAGAGUUGUGUGCACCACCUGGAAAUAGUGACUUUGAGAAGCUGAAGGAGGAGCUCAAUGACUUGGUGAAUGCACUGGUAGAGCAUUUCUUCCAGCCAGAUAAAAAUGGCCUAACAUCUCAACCCUCCUGAAAUGAAGAAUUCUGCCAUUUCAGACAGUCAGCGCACUAUUAACUAUUUUGAAUUGUGUCCAUAAUACUGAAGUGCAUCUUUUAACUUGAGAGAAAUAUGCUUUGUUGCUAAAGUCUUGGAGCGAGAAAAUAACUCUUCAAUGAAAGAAGCUGGUGGGCAUUCUCUUCUAUGAUAGUGAUUUGCAAUUAUUAGAGAAUAUUGUAUACAUUUUUCUUAAACAUAAAAGACAAGAAAGUCUUCAAGAUAAAUUCCAGUGCUUACCUUGAAGAUGAAAUAAUGUGCUUCUCAUGGUUCUCAAAAAUUCCAACGAAUUUUGUUUCAGUUGAUGUGUCAAGAGUGAAGACUUUGAAUGUUUUCCUUUUUUUUGAUGAAACCUGCCUUUUGACAUUGACAGCCACUGAGCAGCCCAGCUCCUUGAAGAUAGUCAUUGUAGGUAGGAGUUUAGGGUACGGAGAAAGACAUUCCUACAAGCAUCUGUUGUAUUUCAGAUGUGCGCAGCUUCAGAUUUGCUCUCUCGUGGUCCUGUUCAUAAUUGAUAGCACUGCAGAACCUAAAAAAGGAGGGACACAAUACUGGUUUUCUCUCGGUUAGGGAGAUAAUUAUGUCUUUUGAUGAAUAAGAAAUAUGUUGCUAAAUCCCUUUCAGUUGGACUUGAGAGUUUUUUCAACAGAGAGAACUUUACCUUUAACAAUGCUUAUUAACUUGCUGUAGGAGGGCUUCUUUGUAAGAUGUGUGACUGCGGCUUUAUUUGUUAGAAUAAAACAUUAUAUGCAAGCUUUGUUUCUACAUACAUUUUACCUUUGGUAAUUCCUGGAUAACUUCAUAGUUGAAUUUCACAUGUCUGUGUUAAAAGCUUUUUGAAAAUUGUGUGCUUUUGAAUUCUGAGUUUAAUUUUGCAUGGAGGAGACAUAUAUAUUCUGCUGUAUUUUUAAUUCAAUUAAAAAGAUGAUUUUGCACAAAAUCACUAUCACAUGCAUUAGUUCAAGAUAUCCCAUGAUUUUAGUUUACAUUCCACUGCUAAUCAAUGCUUUUUAUUCUAACUGUAGCUUGUUUAAUUGUUUGAAAAAAUCUUUUUAGAUUAGCAACUCAUGCAACCAUCUGUUACAAACAGGUGGUUUAAUAAAAUUGUCACAAAAUUAGUGACUAAAAUUUUGUCACAGUUGUAAGAAGUCAUGAUAAGAUGUUGCCAUUGAAUUUCAAAUAAUAUAACUGCAGGUAUUUCUGCUAUAACGUGUGCUUUGUUAACAUGAAUUGGCUGUAAUGCAAUUGAUUAAUAGUGCACACUGUUUAAAUAAUGCAAGCUUUCUACUGUACAAUCUAGUGAUUUGCCUAUAACGUGAUUUUCUAUAGCACGGGAUCGCACAAGAAUGCAACUGUCAUGUUAUAGGAGAAAUACCUGUAAAUAGAAAUGCAUUCCAUUCAGAAAUGUGAGCUUUGUGGGAAUUCUACAAAACAGCUUGAACAUUAAUAGAUACAGAAAUUAUUGUGAGCUAGGUAUCUAAUUUUCUGGUGAAUAUUAAACCUAGAAAUGUGCCUGUAAUUCAUUUAGUCAAUCUGUGCCCCACAUGAGUAAUCAGAAUAUAAUUAACAUAGUUUCAGAAAUGAGAUUUAAAUUACUUUAAUCCAUUUAAGGCUGGAUUUAUGAUGCUUGUGGCAAAAAUUUGCAUGUUCACACAAUCUGGCUGACCAGGAAACUGUCUUGAUCUUACUACUGAUCAUCAAGUCCUUCCAUGGUUCAACCUGGACAGGUAGGGGUGGCACCACUGUGCCAGUACAGCUCCCUGCAUUGAUCAUUAUAAUUAAGCAUUUCCUGAAAAGCGUGACACUCCGAUAUUAUAACACUGGUUUUCCUUUAAUCUUAAAAAUCUAUAAUGUUUGACCAUUGUUAAAUUUAUUUACACUGUAGAAAUAAUGCAUUCAGUAUAUAGAGUUGAAUUUUUUGUUUCAUGA